GCUCUAGCAAGGCUUAGUCGAAUCAACCCUGUACGGCGCAGCUGCGAUUUUUAGGUGAAAAAUUCUGUGCAAGUAAUAAUGGCCUCCGUUAACAAAUUAGCACUUUUGAGCCGCACCCUCAGCUCCGCUGCUUCGCAGCAGGUGGUCAAGCCACCAAUCCAGUUGUUCGGACUGGAGGGCCGUUAUGCCACUGCAUUGUAUUCGGCUGCCACGAAAAUGAACCAGUUGGAUAAGGUGGAAAAGGAUUUGAUCGCUCUGCAAUCUACCAUUAAAGGCGACAAGAAGCUGCACGAACAAGUGACCAGCCCCAUCAUCAAUAAGAAAGUUAUGGCUACUGCAUUGCAAGAGGCUUCUACCAAGCUGAGCUUUGCACCAGCCACAUCCAAUUUGUUGGGUCUUUUGGCUAACAAUGGACGCUUGAAGAAGCUGGAUACGGUUAUCAAUGCCUUCAAGACCAUUAUGGCUGCCCACCGCGGUGAGGUUGUCUGCGAAGUGGUGUCCGCCAAGCCGCUGGAUGCUGGCCAAAACAAGCAAUUGGAGGGCGCUCUCAAGUCCUUCCUGCAGCCAAACCAGUCGCUGAAGAUAACAUCUCGCGUGGAUCCCAGCAUUAUAGGUGGACUAAUUGUCUCCAUUGGCGACAAGUAUGUCGACAUGAGCAUUGCCACCAAAGUGAAACUAUACACAGAUGUCAUUCAGACCGCUGCCUAAGUUUAAGGAUUUACUGUUGAUUUUGCGUGGCGUGUAAUAGCGAAUAAAACUCUUGGGGAUAGCUUCAAA
Messenger RNA from Drosophila virilis, 777 nucleotides. It is a transcript of the gene ATPsynO, whose product is annotated as ATP synthase subunit O, mitochondrial. Lineage: Eukaryota; Metazoa; Arthropoda; Insecta; Diptera; Drosophilidae. The record is from RefSeq and is a predicted model, not a curated record. Gene Ontology annotation, molecular function: proton-transporting ATP synthase activity, rotational mechanism. Gene Ontology annotation, biological process: proton motive force-driven mitochondrial ATP synthesis.